GGCUUCGAGCUGAAGGACCUGCAGCCCAACCGGGAGCUGGCCGCUUUGGUGAACUUAAUCCCGCAGGAAAUAAAGGAAAAAGAGUUGGAAACGCAGGGUGAAACGAAACCCUCCGGAGGUGUUCCCUGCAACGACCGCAGCUCGGCGGGGCGGCGACCUGGGGAGAAGGAGGAAGAGAUAUGGGACAUCUCCAAGCAACUAGAAACAACUGUAGAGACUAUCCACCUCUUGAGGAAAGAUCUCAGUACAGCAAAGGAAUAUGCAUCUCAGAUCAAAAGCCACAUUACUAAAGAUUUCUGUUGCAUGAAGGAAUAUGUUGAAAGACAGGAGAGAAGCACACUGAUGUUCAUUGAACAAGAGCAAAAAGCAGCUCAGCAGAAAAUUGAAGAGACUAUUCACCAGCUCUGUGUUGAAGUGAAUGAGCUCACAGACAUCAAAGCCCAAACGAGUAACUUACCAGAGAGACAUAGGUACAAAGGCUCCCCUUCAACAAUGAAUAAAAUUACACUUCAUGAGAAGCUUAAUGUUGUCAAAAGUGCCGUAGAAGAUCUUAAGAGAAAGUUGGAAAUUUUACUUUUGGAGAAAUACGCUCAGCAGUUCCCACCAGUGCAACCUCCAGAUUUAUAUCAGGAGACAAGUGUCUGCUUAUUAUCUCCAGAGUCUGCAGCUAAAAAUCUAGAACCAAUGAUUUCAAGCCAGUUUUCUCAGUGGGCAGAUGAUGUGACUUUUGAUCUCACAAGAGUGUAUGAGCGCUUAGCAAUCACAGCCCAGAACAGGAAGGUAAUGGUUUCCACCUACCUGACUGAUUAUGGACCAUCACCCAAGAGAUUCUGCAUCAGCCAAGUGAUGUGCUCACAGAGCUUCUCUACUGGGUGCCACUACUGGGAAGUAAUUACCAAGGACAGUGAUGGGUGGGCUGUUGGAGUUGCUCAGGAAAUGAUUGGUAAAAGGGACAGAUUAGGAAGAACAGAGCAUUCCUGGUGUGUAGAAUGGCUAGGUUCCAAAAAGCAGCUGUCAGCAUGGCAUAGGGAUCAAGAAACAUUAUUACAGACGGAAAAACCAUUGAAGGUUGGAGUUUUGCUGGAGCUACAAAAGAAGACCAUGUCAUUUUACUCCAUCACUGACAAAGAAAUGCUUUUGCAUACAUUUGAAAUCAAUACCUCAAAUCCUCUUUACCCUGCUGUCUGGCUAUAUAGUCUAGAAAGAAAUGGAUCUUUAACUCUAAGUCACACAAACAGGAGGUAA
Molecule: messenger RNA, 1245 nt
Organism: Balearica regulorum gibbericeps (East African grey crowned-crane)
Lineage: Eukaryota; Metazoa; Chordata; Aves; Gruiformes; Gruidae
Gene: RNF135
Product: ring finger protein 135
Molecular function (GO): protein binding; metal ion binding
Source: RefSeq, a predicted model, not a curated record